Molecule: messenger RNA, 2929 nt
Organism: Oncorhynchus gorbuscha (pink salmon)
Lineage: Eukaryota; Metazoa; Chordata; Actinopteri; Salmoniformes; Salmonidae
Product: zinc finger and SCAN domain-containing protein 2-like
Exons: 5
Coding region: 679-2274 (531 amino acids)
Biological process (GO): regulation of transcription by RNA polymerase II
Molecular function (GO): DNA-binding transcription factor activity, RNA polymerase II-specific; RNA polymerase II cis-regulatory region sequence-specific DNA binding
Source: RefSeq, a predicted model, not a curated record
AGAAAAAAGGGCUAAAAAUUUUAAUUAAAUAAAAAACAUAAAAAAAGAGAAGUAGUUGAUAAACCAGACGAGGUAAUCAUUUGAGAAACCAAGGCUGUCGAGUCUGACAAUAAGAAUGUGGUGAUUGACAGAGUCGAAAGCCUUGGCCAGGUCGAUGAAUACGGCUGCACAGUAAUGUCUCUUAUCAAUGGCAGUUAUGAUGUUGUUUAGGACCUUGAGCUCUGAAACCAGAUUGCAUAGCGGAGAAGGUACGGUUGAACAGGCAAGUAAUAGGGGUUGAAACAAUUUUGGCAGAUGUGAGCCACUGCAUUGUACUGCACACUUCCUCCCAUAAAUGUAGCCAUAUAUAUUGACUAAAAAGAGACAUGCUUUAUUCAGAUCGUAAAACUAGUUUUUUUGUCAAUAGAUAUGGCUACACUACAGGCAGACUACAAUAGAUCCUGGAAAAUAGACACUGGAAUUUGCCUGGAAGGUGCUAAUUCUACCAAAUGUUGUAGGGCUGUUGCGUUCUCAUAUUUACGGUAAUAGAUACCUACGUCACGAGUUGAACGGAAGUAGGAUUGCAAUUGCGCACGCAUAUCUCACUUGAAACGUUGCCAUUUAUCAUAAUCUACGGAUUGUUUAUUGCACGUUUUACUUCACACAGAGAAUACAAAUCUGUAAUUUGGGCUGGACGAGAUGGCAAACUGCAAUUUUCAGGCGCAGUUGGUAUCCAUUAUGGAGAUAUUAGCUAAAGCAGCUGUAGCCGAAAUAAACAAACGGGUUGAUGAUAGCUGUGCAGUUAUACGUUUGGAAGUGACCCAAAGCCAGCGAGAUAUUGAUGGACUGAAAAGGAAGUGUCAAAUGAUGGAGGGCGAGUUGAAGAAGACGCGAGGACGAGUCAGGAGAAAAGCUUUUUACCCAAUGGCAUCUGAGAAAUCUUCAUAUCCAGUCAAGAUUGUUUUGAACAAGCAGAGGAAUAGCUCACAGUGGAGAGACGAAGAGAUGGCUGUUGGAGAGGACUCUCAACCCCAGCCUACAGAUGUGGAACAGAGAGCAGAGACUGAACCAAUACUGAUCAAAGAUGAGGAGACAGCAGAGGAUGUGUGGAAGACUGACACUCAGGAAGAGCUCGGGAUCACUGAAGAGGAUUCUGGUUCCAAGUCUGGGAAACCACCAUCCUUUGUGCAACGGCAAUUUGAUGAGGACUUCAUCACACAACCCAACAUAUCUCCUGAAGACUCAGUGGAACAUUACCACAAUUCUGAUGGUCCAGAGGAACCAGGCACACCACGGUGUACGUCUGUAGAGAAAUCAAAGGUGUUCAGCACAAAGCAGCACCGGCCAGCCGAGGAUGAGGACUCGCAAGAGCUAGUGAUGGUGAAGGAUGAGAAAGAGGAGGAGCUGGAUCAGACCACGGCCCUGGCAGGACCUGACCAGUUUGUCAUGGAUGAGACUGAUGGGCAGCUGUGGACCUCUGUGGAUCCAGGCAGACACACUGAUGGCCACCCAGAUUUCUCCUUUCAUUCCACAGAGGAGUACUCUCAGAAUAUAUCAAUUUUUCCAUCUCAAAGUGGGCUGCCAUCCCUUCCUACUAUGACAGAUGGUGUAGGGCCAUCGGUUCACUCUUCAAGAGGGAAACCACAUGCUGACAUGUUCAGUGCAGCAGCACACAUGAAAAGACAUGUCAGGACAUUGGCUGAUGAGACUAGACAACAGAUGCCAGAAGGACAAAGCAGCGAGAUGCUGAACUCAAAUAAUGAAGGAAAUAGUUUAGCUCUACAGCCAAGGCAGCAUCAGCACAGGGCUUCAGAAGCAACAGUGAGAAUGAGUGAGUGCAUGACAGGGUCAAACAUGGCCACCACCUCCACCUUCUCUGGAUACAGCCUGAGUCGCAGUAGUUUUAACAUGGUGAAGAGAAUGAGGACUCAGUGGAGGUCGGGCGGCACCACUGAGAGGCGUUUCAGCUGCACCUUCUGUGGGAAGAGCUUCCAGCGUUUCAGCCAGCUCAAAGUACACCUCCGGAGUCACACCGGAGAGAAACCGUACACCUGCGAACAGUGUGGCAGGAGUUUCACCAAGCAGUGCAACCUGAUCAGACAUGCUGUGGUCCACAGCGGGGAGAAGCCCUACGAGUGCACACAGUGUGGGAAAUGCUUCACCCAGCGCUCCAGUAUGAAGUCACAUCAGAGAACUCACAUAGGAGAGAGUCCAGUGUCUCAACAUGUGGUACCUGCAUACCCUGGGGAUCAACACACAGGUUUAAUGUUGUCUCAGACGAAAUGGAGCAAAUAAAACAUAAUUGUAUAGUUUUUUUGGUAACAUUUUCUAUGUGAUAAUGUGGGAAGAAGUUAGAGACAUUUCUACACGCUUUUCCUCCAAACUGAUUUGUGAACUGGUUUUCAUGUUUGACUGUUCGUCACAUUGAUUGGAACAAACAAUUGAUUUACUACUGGUAACAUCAAUCAUAAAAAAACAUUCCAUAGAACAUGCUUAUGAUACAUUUGAAUGUAUUUAAAGACUGUCAAUCUGCGCUUUUAGAUAAAGAACAUACUGUAUAUAGGAGCCAUUUUCGUAUGUGUUGACUUGUUACUGUUUGUCUAUCCGGGAUGUAAUUUCUUGCCACAUGGGGCAGUCUCAUCAAGUCAGGUUAAUACCUUAACUUGAUUUCUUAAUUUAUAGUUUGAAGUUACUCUGCUACCUUAAAAUCUUACAUUAUAUCAACUCAGCUAGGCAAUCAAAUAUGUUUCAGUGUAAUAGCUUACGUCUUGCAUGUACAGUACCAGUCAAUAUUUUGGACACCUGCUCAUUUCAAGGGUUUAUAUUUACUUUUACUACAUUGUAGAAUAAUAGUCAUCAAAACUAUGAAGUGACUCAUAUGAAAUCAUGUAGUAACCAAAAAAAAGUCUUGAAUCCAAAUAUAUUUAGCCUUGAUGACAGCUUUGCACAU